This is a messenger RNA of Talaromyces rugulosus, 1104 nucleotides long. RefSeq lists its product as uncharacterized. Bases 1 to 1104 code for a protein of 367 amino acids. The transcript is spliced from 5 exons. NCBI's taxonomy places the organism in Eukaryota, Fungi, Ascomycota, Eurotiomycetes, Eurotiales, Trichocomaceae. Gene Ontology annotation, molecular function: O-methyltransferase activity. The record is from RefSeq and is a predicted model, not a curated record.
AUGCACACAUCACCACCCCCUGGAGCAGUCCUUGCGGCGACUGUGACCUCCUCCGCAGCCUUGGGUUUUGUCCCUGUUGCCAUUCGCUUUCAAUUUUUUACUGUUCUAGUUCAGAUCGCAAAGUCUGCGACGUCACAGCAAAUAACGGAUUUUUGCAAUGAACUCCGGACUGAGCAGGAUAAGGAAGUUGCACCAUUAUGCCCCCAAUUGACCCAUGAUACCCUCUUUGCCAUGGCUGGACUGGGUCUAGUUGAUUUGGUAGAAGAUGAUGUGUAUGAGGCAAACGAAAUUACACGGCACAUGGUUCAGAUGCCGUCAGCCCAACACGGGGCUCUUCACUUUACAACGGAACCCUUGUUUGCUGCUCCCUUUCUUAUGCGCAAGCUAGUGGACAGCAACUUCGAAUACCCAUUUCGAGAGUUGGAUACACCGACACAGUACGGGUACAAGCUACUGGGCGAGAUUGAUCUUGCCAAGGAGCAUACGUACUCCAUUAUGGCCCGCCAAGGUCGGAUGGAUAGCUUCAAUCAGUUCAUGGAAGGGAAGUUUGGCAAGUUUGGUAAGAUGCCGGAGCGCGUUAAAGCCUUCGGUUAUGAUCUCGACGCUGCCGUGUCAGGUACAGAGAACCCUGUUGUAAUGGUGGAUAUUGGUGGUGGUCGGGGUGAAAUGUUGUUGGAGCUCAAGGAAGCGUAUCCUAGCCUUGGAGCAUCCGCUCUGGCGCUACAGGAAUUCAACCCUGACAUUGGAAGCGUGCCAGAGGUCACACAAAUGGAGUGGAACUUCAAGGCAGACAGCCCACAACCGGUGGAUGGUGCUUUGAACUACUCUCUAACUCAUAUAUUUCACAAUAUGCCUGACCUGGAUACUUUGGACCUGAUGCAGAAGGUAUCGCGCGCGAUGGCACCAUACUCGAGGCUUCUUAUCCACGAAUUCACAAAAAACAAAAACUACGGUAAGAUGCACGCCACCAUGAUCACUCUCUUUGGAGGGCGACUACGAUCUAGUGCAGAAUGGAAGCGGCUAGCAGCGCUCAGUGGCUUAAAGGUGACGUUUGAAUCCUAUCCCGAGGUGGGAGAAGGCUUGGUUGAGAUGAGGAAAUUGUAG